Ahaetulla prasina is the source of this 7352-nucleotide messenger RNA. It is a transcript of the gene YDJC, whose product is annotated as YdjC chitooligosaccharide deacetylase homolog. Lineage: Eukaryota; Metazoa; Chordata; Lepidosauria; Squamata; Colubridae. Gene Ontology annotation, molecular function: deacetylase activity. The coding region runs from base 2169 to 3149 and encodes 326 amino acids. The record is from RefSeq and is a predicted model, not a curated record. Gene Ontology annotation, biological process: carbohydrate metabolic process. The transcript is spliced from 6 exons.
UUCUUAAGUGAAUCACUGCGAUUGUUAAGGGAGUCACAGGGUUGUUAAGUGAAUCUGAAUUUGCCCGUCAAAAGGGGAUCACAUGACCCUGGGACACUGCAACCAUUGUAAGUAUGAACCACUUGCCAAAAACGUCUGAAUUUGGAUCCCGUGCCUAUGAAGAUGCUGCAGCGUUCGUAAGCAUGAAAUUUUUUUUCCAAUGCUGUUGUAGCUUUGAAUGGUCACUAAGUGAACUGUUGUAAGUCGAGGACUAUCUGUAAUAGCAAAAAAAUUUUUUUAUCCUGAAUACUAUUGCCAAGAAAAGCUUGACUUCAGAGAAUCAGCAAACAAGGGCGAUCGAUUUCCUUGGGUUGAUUAUUUGGUUAUAUAGACCUUGAUAUCCUAACCUUCUAAUGCUUAAUUCGCACUUUGGAAUCGUUAACCAUAAUUAAAAACUAAUGUAAUGAACACUUAAGGCCCCCGACAAGAAAACGAUGACCUUACAAUAGAAUUUGUAAGAAUUUACAAAUAUAGAAUAGAAUUGAAUGGCGGAACUUAUUCAACAAGUGAGAAUUGCGUUUUAAUCUUGGUUUGUGUUCCCGGAGAAACAGGAACACCUUUCUGAUCUUGGUUUGCGCCUGAACAAAUUAACAACCUACAAUGGGUUCCCUUCACCCCAAAUAUUAACCCACGUUAGGGUUUCUAAUCACAAGGUCUGAAUUCACACAUCACCCUAAGCCAAACCUGUAUAAAAUCAUUUCAGUGUGCAGUGUAAAUUUGACCAUUUUCUGUUCACAGGACAUGAACAGCUAAAUUAUUUAUCUAUGAUUUAUCUAUUGAUCAGAAUUACGUAGCUGCCUAUUUCCCAAGAAGCAAUUCGGCGGAAUACAACCUUAAACCAAUGUACCACAAUAUAAAAGCAGACGAUAUUAAAAAGCCAAAUUACAAAUGAAAAACAAAUUUAAAAUACAGAAACCGCAGGGAGUGUGUCAAAAUAUCAGCCUUAAUGAAGAAUGUCUGUUAUUUUCGAAUUGUGGUCAGCCAUCCACAUCUUGAAAAGCAUACAAACAAGAAAAAAUCCAAAAGGCAUAGAUUUAUUUUCCGGAAAGACCAUUGCCUUCAGCUGGACUCAUUUUUAUUUAUUUAUUUUAUUUUAUUUUUAUCCUGCCUUUUUAUUACUUUUAUAGGUAACUCAAGAUGGGGAACAUACCUUAUACUCCUACUUUCCCAACAACAACCCUGUGAGGUAGGUUGGGCAGAGAGAGAGAGAGAGAGAGAGGGUGAUUGGCUCAAAGUCACCCAAUUGGCUUUCACCGCCAAGGUGGGACUAGAACUCACCGUCUCCUGGUUUCUAGGCCAGCGGCUUUUCAACAAUGGAUAAUUCUUUUAGAAGCAUUUGAAAACGAGAAAAAUAAAGCAGAAGGGCCCUGCAAGCGCGAUGCUCGUUUCUGAUUUUCUGUUGAAAUCAAUUCAGAAUAUUUACUUCUGAAAACUUCUACCCAGCGACUGUUAACGAAUUCUUUUUUAAGGUGCGGCAGUGAAAGAUUUCCAUUUUAAGGAGCAAAGAGGGAGGCGCUGAAAAGGUUCCUUUUCAUGAAGCCCUCUUGAAAAAGGCGUAAAUUUAUAUCCUCUUCAGCAGAUCAACGUCACUGUGAAUUGCAGUGGAUUUUGUGAGGUUUUUGGGUUUUUUUUUCUUUUUAAAAAAAAUGCUGCGUUGACCUCUUUUUGGCUUUACUUUAUGAAAAUCCAGCGCCGUAAACUUGCUGGUACAUGUCUGAAUUGUUUUAGACUCUUGAUUUUCACUAUUUGGGGCUUGGGAUCGUGAUUAAAGAUAAAAUAAGAUGUUUGAAAAUUCAGCCUAUAAUCUCGGCUUGGCUUGCAACCAGCCCUGAAGAGCAGAAGUCCAGAGUUGCACCAUAUCAGGAUUUUCAGCUUGUUAACUUCCUGAUAGCAUCCGGAUACCGGUAGCUUAAAAAAACCGGAGCAAAACCAGUAUCUCCAGACAGGCUGAUCUCGGCUCUGGAAGGCAAAAGCACCUGGUUAAUUUUUUUUUUCCUCGGGAAAAUAACCUUGGUUGAAAAAAAAAUCGGUUUAUUUUAAUUGCAUUUUUCUCAAAUCGGCAUUCCGGCUUUUACCGUAGCGCAAAGACCAAACUUGAGAAAAAAACAAAAACUGGUUGACGUCUAAGGAUGCCCAAAGCGACGGUGAAACUGAUUGUCACCGGGGAUGAUUUCGGCUAUUGCCCGAGGAGGAACCACGGCAUCGUGGAGUGUUUCCUGGCCGGCGCCAUCUCCAAUGUUUCGCUCCUGGUUAACGGGAGUGCCGUAUUCGACGCCGUUCAGCUGGCCAAGAAACAUUGCAUUCCAAUAGGACUCCAUGCCAAUCUAUCCGAGGGCACCCCGGUUUGCCCAGCGCUGAAGAAAAAGUCCACGCUCCUCAACCCAGGCGGGUUCUUCCAUGGAAAGAUGGGAAUUCGGACGUGUUUAAACGAAGGACUUCUUAGCAUGGUUGAGGUGAAGCAGGAAUUAAUAGCACAAGUGGAAUUGUUUCGUGAACUGACGGGCCAUUUACCUCAUCACAUGGAUGGACACCAACACGUCCACGUUCUCCCAGAGAUCAGGCACGUAUUUGCGGAGGUGUUAGAAGACUACGGGAUCACUUACACCCGAGUUCCCAUCGAACCGGAUCUCCCACGCUGUGGUUGGAUCGAGUCAACUCUGAUGGAUUUCUAUUUGGGAGUGGAGAAGGAUUCGCUGAACACCAUAGAGGUCUUUCAAAAGCACGGCAUAAGGUGGCCAGAUAUAUAUAUCGGCCUCAGCACCAUGGGGAAAAAUAUGUCCAUCCAAAGCAUCUUAGAUGCUAUCGAUAACGCCACCGCAGCUCAUCUGGCCAAAGACGACAUAACAACGACUCCUCCACCAUCUUCGUUCUUAUAUCCUCCCGGUCAAGGACUCCGGACGGUGACCCUCGAACUCAUGACCCACCCAGGCUACCCCAGCAUCCCACCUACUGGCGGUUGCGGAGAAGGCCCCGAUGACUUCUCUCAGUCGCGGGAACGCCUGCACGAACUCGAGACCUUGAAGAACCCAGAGCUCCGGGAACAUUACAAAAUGAGAAACAUUCAGCUCUGCGCUUUCAAAGAUCUCGCCGUCUCGUCUGACUCUCCGUGAAGGACGCCUUCCGUUUUUACGUCGGUUAGAUGAACGGUGGCUGAUGGUUCCAAAUGGGAGCAGGUGACCUCUGGGGAAUUUUUGCACUCUCUGCAGGCGGAUAUGGCGCCUUCCUCUCAUUUUUAAUUUUUUUGGGGGGGGGAGGGCAACUGGAGGGGGAGAAAAAAACCAACAACCUCAUAGAAGGAACUUCCGACUGCGAUUGUCUUCCUGCGAAGAGCCGAGUGGGAUUUCCCAGAGUUUUUGGUUGUAGAAGCAGAAGUUGAAUGGGGGCAGUUGAAUGGGGAGCCAUCGCUCGGCGUUGGCUUGAUAGCAAACACCAGCAUAGAUCUGAAAUUCUUAGGGUCGAUACCAAGAGGGGAGAAAAAAUUGGUAACUCAGGGUUGACAGAAAGGGCCCUUGUUGCUCUCCGAGCUUGGCAGUUUCCUUGCAGACGUUUCGUGACCAAACUAAGUAAAAUCAUCAGUGCCUCCCUGGGUGUUUGUCUAAUAUGACAAUACGUUUUUCUGCCAGAUGCAAAGCUUCGUGGCCUGUUUCACAAACCGCAAUUAAAACAAGCCAAGGCUUGGCACGCUGCAGGAACCCAGCUAACACAGCAACGUAGGUCUCUCUUUCCUCAUUGUAUUCUGAGAUAGAAAGGCAUUUUGGAAGAAUCCAAUGUAAGGAUUUUUUAAAAGAUUAGUUUAAAAAAAAAACCAUCAAAAAAAAAACCACCAUCCCAACUGUUUGAAUAGCAAAUAGAACAGGUUGAAUCAAGAAUACCUCGAUCUGCAAGACUGAAAAUCAAAACGUUAUGAAAGCUUGUUAGAAGAGAGUUUGGAGCGUUCCAAUUUUUUAUUUUUGCCUUGGGUUGAAGAUAGUAGUUUAAAAUCUGAAAAAAUAAAUACAAGCAAACAGUUGUUUACAUAAAGACUCCUGGGCUUGAAAAAAUAAAAAAAAAUUGCAUUCGGCAAUCAAAUGCUCACCAUAUUUUUUUUUUAACAUGCUCAGUUGAUUUGUGCAAACCCCUUGCACAGAUGAUUGUCCAGAAGUAUGGUAUUUAGCCGGUUCAAACCGGUUCACCCGAACCGGUAGUGGAAAUUGCGCCCACCUGCCCUGUCUCUUAUUUAGGCACAUUUUUGAGGCCGUGCGCAUGCGUGGUAGGUGCACGAUUGAGCAAAGUCCAUGCGCAGAAGGCCAUGUGCAUGUGAGGACGUGGCGUGUGCAAGCAAAGCGAGCCCGCACACACGUGCGCUCACGUUUGCAAACCGGUUUCAAGGUUUUUUUUUUCCCCACUUGUGAAUUUCCUGUUUUAAAAGACGAAAUUUUCUCUUGGACCUUCCACAGGUUGGUCCCAAUCCUAUCUGUGAUCCAGUAGGCAUCUCUCUCUAUAUAUAUAAAAGCGAAAACCCACUCACGCAUUAAUCACGAAAUCUCCAGAACCGUAAAUCCUACAAACUUGAAAUUUGCUAGGUAUGUUCCUCUUGGCUUCUAGGUGCUAAGAAAGGAUUAGCAUAAUUAACAUAAUUAACAUGCUGUGAUGCUAAGGAGCUGUACUCCCCCCUCCCCACCCCAAAAGAAAUCUAUUCCAAAUGCAAAACACAAGCAGAGGAGUUUCACUUUCAGUUUUACUUUCACAGCAAGCAGCUUUACUGCAGAACACUUGAGCUAAGCCAAGGCCAGCCUCCUUCCGGUCUCACACAGCAAAUACUGUUUGAGUUUCCAAACACCCCUCAACUCUCUCACACAAUGACAGGAUGGUAGCCAGAUGAAUACCGAUGGAUGCUGCGGGCUGGGACAUUCUACUCUCCCUCCCCCUCUGUUCCAACUGCCAGUUGCAUUAUAUUAACACACACUGAUGCUACAGUUACACGUUCUACAUUAAGUUUCAGGCUACAAGUCUCAAUUUAUCAAGCCUGAGCACAUAGUUUUAUAGCGAAGCACGGGCGUCCAGCUAGUAUAUAUAAAAAGAGCUGCUGUUAUAUUAUCUUUUUUAUUUCCUAUUGUACAGAGAGUCCUCCACUUACAACUGUCCAUUUAGGGACCAAUCGAAGUUACAACAGCACUGGAAAAAAAAUGACUCGCAACCAGUCCUCGUACUUACGGCCAUUGCAGGGUCCCUGCGGUCAGGUUAUCGCAACCAGGUGUUUAGCAAUCAGCAUAGAAGAGUUAUAACGCCCGGGGGGGGGUCAUUUGAUCCUGAUUUGUGACUUUCCCAGCUGGCUUCCAACAAGCAAAAUCAAUCCGUAUUCACUUAAUGACCAUGUGAUUAAGAAGUGCAGUGAUUCACUUAACAACCGUGGCGGGGAAAAAAAGGUCUUAAAAUGAGGUGUGAUUUGCUUAAGAACCCGCCUUGCUAAGCAAUAGAAAUUCUGGUCAUAAGUUGAGAAUUAUUUGUAAUAGGUCUGCAACAUAAUGUUUAUACUUUUGAGAAAUUACAUUCCUUUGGCUAAUUGUUUAAACGUUCAAAUCAAUUCUGUGACUCUUGUUAAUUCCCACAAGUUUCCCGAGUUCUCUGUUGACACUGAAGUAUUAUUUAUUCUUGUAUUACUCUGGGACUAAUAAUGAAUUAAACUAGUUGUUUUUUUAAAAAAAAAUCACCCUCUUUUCUAUGGAUAAGUAAUUGCCUACUAUUAAGCAGUGUAUUUGGUUAGGAACAGUUUGGAAAAUUGAAAUUUUGAGUUUCUUCCAGCCACUCUCUCUCUUCCCUGGCCCGCACUGGUCGAAACUAAAAUAUUUGAAAGGAGCAUUAACAGCGAUGGCAGAAUAUGCCAGCAUUUAGCCAUGUUUUAGACGGAUGAAAGAAAUAUUUACCCUUCCUUUCUAAUUAUCUUAUAUACUAUAUCAACCUAUUUUGGCUAGUUUGAAUAAUAAGUAAUAGAAAAACAGAAUUUGCUGGGCAUUUUAAUUAGUUAUUAGAUUAUUAGAUUAUUUUAACAAAAGACAAACAAACAUUGGCCAGGAUAAAUGCAAGAAAGUUGAUUUGAUUGCAAGGUGAAAAGAAAAGAAAGGAAAAGAGAGAGAGGGAGAGGGGGGAAGGAAGAGAAAAAAGGAAAAAAGAAAGAAAGAAAAAGAAAAAAGAAAGAAAGAAGGAUUCAGCUUAGCACCGAGAAGUGCGAUAGUGUUAUUUAGUUAAUCCAUUCAUCAAAAAGUCACGCUAUUAAAAAUACUGCACAGAGUGCUCAAUUCACCAUUCAUUUAGCAACCAAAAUUAAAACGGAACUGAAAAAAGUGACUUAACAGCUAGCUGGUCCUUGCAAUUACGACGGCAUCCCCACGGUUACGUGGUCAAACUUUGGUCAUUCAGCAUGGACGCAAACCUUUAAGCCAUCAUAUGGCUUCAAAAUCUAAUCUAACAAAGCUAAUUUGUUCCUACGUACAGGACAAACAGCAAGGCCUGUUAACAUCCCAACUGUCAAGUUAAGCCAAGAAUUGCCAAGCCGCUGAAAAAAAUUCGGUUUGGCCAAAGGGGCGAGUCCCAUCUGCUCGCACCUCUUGCAGAGAUGAAAACGGGAAGUUUUCAAAACUUAGGCUGGACAAACCUUUGGCCUGGAUGUAUAAGGUUUCCUGCCUUGAACAAGGGGGUUGGACUGGAAGACCUCCCGAGGUCCCUCCCAGCUCUAGAAUUCUAUGUCCUAAAAUCACCUCUCGGGCACAUCGAAACAAGCCAUCAAUCGCUUCUUCAAAAUUAUUCACAACUUCCCCGGGUUUUGUGCAAGGCGCGUGCCAUUUUUGCAUCUCCUUGGAUCGUUUUUGAGUUUUUGCAGCCAUUUGGGGGUGGGUGGGUGGUUAGAUCUUCCCAUGGAAAAACGAAAGGGGAACAGGGAAUUUCACAGAAAGGUGGAGGGGAGAAGGCUGGGAUAUUUUAAGAUGUUCUUUGACAUGGCUAUUUUAGCUGUAGAUAUAGCCCGGGAAAUUACAUUUCGUUAGCCAGAAAAGGGGAAGAUAAUAAGGACACUUACAAGAUGAGAUUGUAGAUCAGUAAUGGUUAUAGCUAAAGCUCGAGGGACAGGUGUUGUGUUAUUUGCACAAAUGCAGCUGACAAUUAUGGGUUGAAUGCAGGAAUCUGACCCACAGGGGGAAAAAAUUAGUAGAUUGUUGUUAACCAAGAUAAGAAGGGGAUUCUGAAUGACAGUCCCUUAAAUUAUUCAAUCAUCCUCAUCCUCAUCCUCAUUAUUAUUAUUAUUAUUGCAUUCUCUGCUCCGAAAUCACCCGUGGACAUGU